This is a messenger RNA of Medioppia subpectinata, 309 nucleotides long. The record is from the annotation of a GenBank genome assembly. NCBI's taxonomy places the organism in Eukaryota, Metazoa, Arthropoda, Arachnida, Sarcoptiformes, Oppiidae.
AUGAAAACACAAUAUGCAAUUUGUUGUGCUCUGAAUGAAAGCCCAAACUUCACUGACUCUGGCUAUGAUAUGGCACAACUGAUGAAGCGCUUGAAGACAUCACUCGAGACAACAUAUGACUUCAUUAAAGACAACAUUCAACGGACAAAAAACAACCAAAAUAACUCUUUUAGCCGUUUUAGUGAUGAUUUGACUCGAGUUUUAUUAUCUCAUAACUUACCACUCGAAGAUCGGUUUCGAUUCGAAUGUGUGUCCAAACAGUUCCAGAGGACUGUCUUCGAGAAUGUUGUCGACAUUAUGACCAAUUGA